Molecule: messenger RNA, 2387 nt
Organism: Liolophura sinensis
Lineage: Eukaryota; Metazoa; Mollusca; Polyplacophora; Chitonida; Chitonidae
Product: oxygen-dependent coproporphyrinogen-III oxidase-like
Exons: 14
Coding region: 88-1263 (391 amino acids)
Cellular component (GO): cytoplasm
Molecular function (GO): coproporphyrinogen oxidase activity
Source: RefSeq, a predicted model, not a curated record
CGGCAUGUCAGGCUGCGGUUGUAGAUUUCAACAGCGCCGAUAGUGAGCGAGUUUAACAGUUUGAUUGUACAGCUUCCAAACUUCAAAAUGAGCCUGGUGCGUCACUUUCUUCUGACUUGUCGCACUAUGAGUACAGUGGCUGCCAACAGAACACUGAUGAAAUCAAAAGGAUUUCAUGGCAGGUAUGGCAGAGUUGUAGCCUUUGGACUUGGUACUGGUUUGGCCUUGUACUCUCUCAGUGGUAAACAUAAGGCCCUAAUGGCUACCAAAUCAAAGAUCUCCAAAGGAUCUUGGUUGGCAGAGCCUAUAACAGAUGUCAAACAACUUGAAGAGAAUGCCAAUGAUAUGAAGAGCAGGAUGGAGAUGAUGAUCAUGGGAAUACAGGCAACUGUGGUGAAGUCCCUUGAAGAGCUUGAAGAUGGACAGAAGUUCCAAGUGGACAGAUGGCUAAGAAAAGAGGGAGGUGGAGGUGUAACCUGUGUGAUACAGGACGGCUCUGUGUUUGAGAAGGCUGGGGUGAACAUCUCAGUGGUUCACGGAGAACUUAGUCCUGCAGCUGUCAAGCAGAUGAGAGCAAGAGGCAAAGACUUCAAGACAGAUGGUAAACUGCCAUUUUUUGCAGCUGGGAUCAGUUCUGUAAUACAUCCUAGAAACCCCAACUGCCCAACAGCACAUUUUAAUUACCGAUAUUUUGAAGUGCAAGAAAGCGAUGGAACCACUCACUGGUGGUUUGGAGGGGGUACAGACUUAACACCAACAUUUCUGGUAGAAGAGGAUGUGAAACACUUUCACAAGACACUGAAGACAGCCUGUGACAAGCACAGUAAAUCUUACUAUCCAGACUUCAAGAAAUGGUGUGACAAUUACUUCACAGUAGAGCACAGAGGUGAGAGAAGAGGUGUAGGAGGUAUUUUCUUUGAUGACUUAGAUAGUCCAAAUCAAGAAGAGGUCUUCAAAUUUGUCAAGACCUGUGCUGAAUCAGUGGUGCCUUCCUAUGUGCCUAUUGUGCGAAAACACAAAAAUGAUCCAUAUUCCUAUGCUGACAGACAGUGGCAAUUAUUACGGCGUGGACGCUAUGUAGAGUUUAACCUGAUCUACGACAGAGGGACCAAAUUCGGGUUACAGACUCCAGGAGCUAGAUAUGAAAGUAUACUGAUGUCAUUGCCUCUCACUGCUAGAUGGGAAUACUGUCACAACCCACCUCGUGGAUCUAGAGAGGCUGCCAUGGUGGAUGUCCUGAAAAACCCCCGGGACUGGGUGUGACACCAGAUAUGACAUGGCAUCAUGACACUGACAAGAUCAUCCAGUCAUUUUCAUUUUAGGAGUACUACUUUCUCUCAGAAUUGGGGAGAUUUUAGGGGGUUUUUAUGGUAAUUGAAGCUACGAGGCAUUAUGUCUUUCAUAGUCAAGAUAUUAUUUACAAUAUGUGGGAUCAAGAAAUUACCUUGAACCAUUGACAUACCCCUAAAAAUUUGACCCGGAGUAUUUACAUGAAAUCUGAAUUAUUUCCUCUUUCAUAAUCUUUUGAAGUAUGUUUGUCAACUCUUACUUGUAAUGGAAUUGUACACUUGCUGCUUAAAUUUUCUACACAAGUGAUCUGUUAUUGUGAAUAGUAGAACGAUUUCUUGUAAAUACAAGAUAUCUUGUACGAUAUCGCUAUGAUUUAACCUAAGGCUAAUGCAGAAUAACUAGACGUUUUCAGUUGUUGUUGUCUGAGUGAAUAGAUCUCUAUACUGCUUGUCACAGUGACGUUUUUUGUGGCUUUUUAUGAGAAACCUAUGAAUUGUUUCAUUCAGAUAAAUAGUUUUGUUAUUUAGAAUUUUGUGAUUAUUCAUGUGUCGUAACGUAAAAUUUGUCUUUUUUUUGAAAGUGUUUUUUAUAUUUCAUUUUUUUAAAAUUAAAAUUAUGCGAUUGAUCUUGGCAGAAAUAUAUUAUGGUGAUUGCUGCAGAUUAGGUAAGAAGAGAGAUGCAAAUUAAAAGUUUUAUAGACACAUGCUAUAGUUUGUAAACAUUCUUCAAAGAUAAAAUACAUCGCGGGGGGGGGGGGGGUCAGUGUGUAAACAGGCGUUCUGGUUGAUGCUGUUAGGUUUAUUUCCCCUGUGAUACAAAAGUAGCCCUCCCCUCUUCUGUGCCAGAGUCACAGAUGGCCACAUACCCUCUUUAACUUUCCAUAAGCGACAGUGUUAACGUUUAAACGCUGUAGUUCAGCCUCAAAGAUUCCUUGGCUAAUAAGCUUUGGUGCAUACCUGGCCCAGCCUAUGAAAAAGAAGCCAUAAAAAUCUUGACGUAGGUUGACUGUCAAAAUCUGGACAUUUCUAUGCCGGCAAGCAGGGAGAGGUACCUAGCAAAGCCAAGCGGACGUCACUCGCAGCCUCAUCACCACCUGU